UUGGGGGUGGGAGGGGAGGGUAGGAGGAGGCGCUGCUGACAACAAUGGCGGAGAGAAACCUCGGCUCCCAACUCGAUUUGGCCUGGGUAUCGAAAGUUAGUGUGAAUCAGCCUGCUGUUGUGAGACGUGCAGAGCAAAUUCAGACGAGACGCCCUGUGAGUAAAGACUGGCAAGCUGCAUGGCUGCUGAAGGCUGUCACCUGUAUCGACCUCACAACACUAUCUGGUGAUGACACUCCUUCAAAUGUCUAUAGACUGUGUUACAAAGCCAAGCAUCCGAUCAGAGAUGAUCUUUUGAAGAGUCUGAACAUGCACAACAAAGGUAUUACUACCGGUGCAGUGUGUGUUUACCCCGCUCGAAUAUGUGAUGCAGUAAAAGCAUUGAAAGCUGCACAAUGCGAUAUCCCUGUUGCCUCAGUGGCAACUGGUUUCCCUGCUGGACAGACACCACUGAAAACGCGGUUGGAAGAGAUAAAAAUGGCCGUGGAAGAUGGUGCUCGAGAAAUUGACAUCGUAAUUAACAGAACCUUGGUGCUGACAGGACAGUGGGAAGCCUUGUAUAAUGAGAUCCAUCAAUGUCGUGCAGCCUGUGGAGAUGCUCACAUGAAGACCAUAUUAGGAACUGGAGAGUUGGGAUCAUUGACAAAUGUAUACAAGACCAGUCUUGUAGCCAUGAUGGCAGGUUCUGAUUUUAUUAAGACCUCCACAGGAAAAGAAAAUGUCAAUGCCACCUUUCCUGUUGCCCUGGUAAUGGUACGGGCCAUCAGAGACUACUAUAGGAAGACUGGCUACAAGGUUGGGUUUAAGCCAGCAGGUGGCAUCCGCACUGCAAAGGACUCACUCAACUGGCUCUCUUUGAUCAAAGAAGAGCUGGGCAAUGAUUGGUUAAGCCCACAACUGUUCCGACUGGGGGCUAGUACCUUACUGAGCGACAUUGAAAGACAGAUCUACCAUCAUGUGACGGGACGCUAUGCAGCAUCUCAUGAAUUGCCAAUGGCUUAGAAAGACCCACAACAAAAGUACACCUGCUUGACCUUCAGGAAGUGGUCCAUGAGCAUUGUUCUCCAAGCAAUCUGCUGCCCCAAACAUUAAUAUCUGGUACGAAGAUUGGUAUUGAUCUUGGUUUCAAUUUUCUAUCUAAAAGUUGUCAUUUUCUCACAUUCUGUUUUCUCUUUAUAAGCACUUGCUAAUUUGCUAAUACGCCAAAUUAUGUUCUGAAUCUUCUAGCCUUUUAUAAAACAAAAUCCAAUCCAAUGAAAAUCUGGGUAUGAGGAUUUUCAUAAGUUUAAUCAUUUAUAUUUUUUCAUUAUUGCAAUCUUGUAAUUCACAAUGCUAAGUGUUGUGCUGGACUGAAUAAGCUCUUGUAGAGCUAUCCUAUGUAUUAAUUAUAACAAAAAUAUAUUUUGCAAAUGAUUCAUUUGAAUAAAAUAGAUUCAAAGUU
Molecule: messenger RNA, 1440 nt
Organism: Callorhinchus milii (elephant shark)
Lineage: Eukaryota; Metazoa; Chordata; Chondrichthyes; Chimaeriformes; Callorhinchidae
Gene: dera
Product: deoxyribose-phosphate aldolase (putative)
Exons: 9
Coding region: 45-1001 (318 amino acids)
Biological process (GO): deoxyribonucleotide catabolic process; carbohydrate catabolic process
Cellular component (GO): cytoplasm
Molecular function (GO): deoxyribose-phosphate aldolase activity
Source: RefSeq, a predicted model, not a curated record